Corvus hawaiiensis (hawaiian crow) is the source of this 9459-nucleotide messenger RNA. Its product is annotated as vascular endothelial growth factor receptor kdr-like. The record is from RefSeq and is a predicted model, not a curated record. Gene Ontology annotation, cellular component: plasma membrane; signaling receptor complex. The transcript has 30 exons. Gene Ontology annotation, molecular function: ATP binding; vascular endothelial growth factor receptor activity. The coding region runs from base 701 to 4639 and encodes 1312 amino acids. NCBI's taxonomy places the organism in Eukaryota, Metazoa, Chordata, Aves, Passeriformes, Corvidae. Gene Ontology annotation, biological process: vascular endothelial growth factor receptor signaling pathway; multicellular organism development; protein phosphorylation.
CCUGCGAAAGCCAAGCCAAGGCGGAGGGGUGGGGGACAGGCAGAGAGCAGAGCCAGGCGGGCUCCGGCCAUGCCCCAGCCCCGCUGCCCGCCCGCUGCGGUGCCCCCGGGCAGGUAGAGCCAGGUGGGCACCGGGGCAUCUCCCGCCAUCCUACCCUGCUGGGACACCGAGAUCUGUCCUUCCUGCCGACCCCACGGCACCUGCACCUCCCUGGAGAAAUAAAUUUCAGAGGAGGCUUUGCGGCUCAGCCACCUUACCCCAAACUCCGGGCUGCUGCGAGCCGAGCGGAGGAAACUUUUUGCCAAACUUUUUGUGGUGUUUUCGCUUUGCUUUUUAACCCCUUGAGUGACUCUGCGCCAGCCGGGCGGGCUGGGGAGGCUCCUGAGGCAGAGCAGCGCUCCCCUCAGACACCCCGGGGAUUGGAGAAAAGGGGGGAAAGAAGGAAUUAAGGUGAUUGCAGAAAGGGGGUGAAGGAAAAACUGAGAACCUCGGGGCAGAAAGGAAGGCGAACACAACCCGCAGCCCCAGGAUGAAGCAGUGAAUGGAAAGAACAAUUUAACUGCAAUCAACAAGUGGCAACUCCUGCGCGCCUUGUCCUUCCCUCCCUCCCCGCUCCGGCUUUCCCAAACUUCUCGCUGCGAAGGAAAACUUGUCCGGCGGACUCGGCUGGCUCGGGACGCGCACCAGGACCGGCCCCGGGAUGCUGGCCCGGGCGAGCGCCCUGCUGGCCGUCUGUGCCCUUCAGGGGCUGCUGCUGCUGCACGGUCUCCCUGAGGAAGAGCUUUUUCAGAAACCAAAGCUGAGCAUUUCAAAGGACCACAUCGUCAUCUCACCAGGAGACACCCUAAAAAUCAAAUGCUGGGGAGCCCCGUCUGUGAGCUGGCAGCUGAGGGAGGACAACCCCCGGGUGCACGUGAGCGGCUGCCGCGAUGUCACCGGGCUGAGCUGCAGCCAGCUCGUCCUCAGGAGAGCCACGGCCAACGACACCGGGUACCUCAGCUGUGCCCUCAACAGCACCCCCGAGCACCAGGGGCUUGUGGCCAGGAUCUACGUCUUUGUCCAAGAUUACAGGAAUCCAUUUGUGGAGAUGCACUCGGAGCACCCUGAAAUCAUCUACAUUGUAGAUGAGAAGAAAACAGUGGUUGUCCCCUGCCGGGUCACCUCUCCAGACAUCAGACCCAAGCUCACCCAGUACCCUUCUUCUGUAGAGAUCAGCUUCAAGAGGAUGGUGUGGGACCCCAGGAGAGGCUUUGUCAUCCCCUCCCACUCCUUUGUGUACUCUGGGAUCCUCACCUGCUCGGCCCACGUCAACGGCAGCGUCUUCAACUCCUACUACCUGGCCCAGAGACUGGAGGGCAGAAUACAGAACCUGGCUCUGAGGGCAACCCCCAAAAAGCUGCUGGUUGGAGAAACUCUGCAUCUGGAGUGCAAAGCAGAGACCUUCAUCAACGGGCGCAUCGAGUUCAUCUGGACGUGUCCCCGUGGCAGACACCCUCACCCCAGAAGAGCGAUGGACCAGAGUGAUGUAGUGUACAAAGUCGGCAGCAGCCUGACAAUUGAAAAUGUCACCAUGGAAGAUGGGGGCCUGUACAUCUGCAGGACAUUCAAUGCCACCAGGCUGGAGGCCAAUGUCACUGUCACCGUGUAUGAAAAACCCUACAUCACGGUCUCACACAAGAAAGGGCCUUACUACGAGAUUACCUCAGGACACAAGUCCCUGAAGCUGGCUGCCAAGGUGGACGCCUUUCCUCGGCCGACUGUCACCUGGUACAAGGAUGGCAAACUGAUCAAGGACAACCACACCUGCUACGAGCCAGAUCCACUGAAAUACAGACUGGGAAUACGAGAUGUGAGGCCAAGACACGCUGGGAACUACACCAUCGUCCUGAGCAACCCCAAAUACGGCCUCUACAAGAACCUCACCAUGCAGCUGGUGGUGACAGAGAGACCCAAGAUCUAUGAAAAGGAAACAGAUUUUGAUAAGAUUGUGCGGGUGGAAUUGAGAAGCAAACACAAAAUCCAGUGCACAGCAAGCGGGAAUCCCGAGCCGAGGAUCGAGUGGAAGUGGCAGCCCUGCAACCUCACAGACACCCUGUGCAAUCCUGAGGGGCCAAAAGUUACGGUUCGGGAGAACACGGUCGUAGGAAACAAGAUCAGGAGCAUUGAGAACACCCCCAUGAGGCAGGGGGAUAAACCAAAGAUCGUGAGCACCCUCACCACGGAGAACAGCAGCGCCUCGGGGCUCUAUUACUGCGUGGCUUCCAACAAGGUGGGCGAGGAGGAGAGGAGCAUCGAGUUCUACGUGUCAGAUGUGCCCUCUGGGUUGCAAACAGCCUCCCAAGUGACGGCCAUCGUGGGGAAUGACGUGCAGCUGACCUGCCGGGCCUCCAAGUACAUCUACACCCACCUGGCCUGGUACUACCCCUCCUCAGAGCCGGCUCCCAGCCCCUCUGUGGUCAGGAAAAUGGACAAAUAUUCCAUCUCUUUGACCCUGCUCAUUCCCAAUGUCACGAGGGAGCAGAGUGGCCUCUACAGGUGCCGAGCCCAGAACCAGCACAACAGCACGGACACGCUGGAGCAGCACAGCCAGCUCCUGGUCAGAGAGAAGGCGGCGCCGUACGUGAUCCAGAACCUCACGGACCUGGAGGUCAACAUCAGCGGCAAGAUCCUGCUGGAGUGCAAGGUCAGUGGGACACCAGAGCCUCAGGUGACCUGGAGGAAGAACGGCUACCCCAUCUCAGCAGCCUCAGGAAUUUCCAUGGAAAACAACACUCUGGUGAUUGAGAGAGUGAAGAAGGACGACGAGGGGCUCUACGAGUGCCGGGCCUCCAACGACUUGGGCCAGGACAGCACAUCAGCCUUCAUCAAAAUCCAAGGUUCUGAGGAGAAAUCCAACAUCGAGGUGAUCAUUCUGGUGUGCACAGGGCUGGCUGCCACUCUCUUCUGGCUCCUCCUGACCCUCUUCAUUCGCAAACUGAGGAAGCCCGAUGCCACAGAUAUUAAAACAGGAUACCUGUCCAUUAUCAUGGAUCCAGAGGAGAUGCCCCUUGACGAGCAGUGUGACCGCCUGCCCUACGACAGCAGUAAAUGGGAGUUCCCCAGGGACAGGCUGCGCCUGGGUAAAACUCUGGGUCAUGGUGCUUUUGGGAAGGUGGUGGAGGCGUCUGCUUUUGGCAUUGAUAAAUCUUCAACCUGCAAAACAGUUGCCGUAAAAAUGCUGAAAGCAGAAUGUGCAACUACUAAUGAAUGCAAGGCUUUAAUGUCUGAGCUGAAGAUCCUCAUCCAUAUAGGACAUCACCUGAAUGUGGUCAACCUGCUGGGAGCCUGCACCAAAGCUGGAGGUCCUUUAAUGGUCAUAGUGGAAUAUUGCAAAUAUGGAAAUCUGUCCAACUAUCUCAGAGGAAAACGAGGAGAUUUCAUUGCAUACAAGUCCCAGGAAAACUCUGACCAAGCAGAGAAAAGUCUGGAUGAGUCCAACAGUGAUUUGACUGAACUGAUCAAGAGGCGCCUCGAGAGUGUGGCCAGCACAGGCAGCUCUGCCAGCUCUGGAUUUAUUGAAGAUAAGAGUUACAGCGACUCAGAAGAUGAUGAAGAAGAUGCUGAGGAUCUGUACAAGAGGCCCCUGACUCUGGAGGAUCUGAUUUGCUACAGCUUCCAGGUGGCAAAAGGCAUGGAGUUCCUCGCCUCCCGAAAAUGCAUCCAUCGGGAUUUGGCAGCGAGGAACAUCCUCCUGUCCGAGAACAACGUGGUCAAGAUCUGUGACUUCGGCCUGGCCAGGGAUAUUUACAAAGACCCUGACUACGUACGGAAGGGAGAUGCACGGCUUCCACUCAAGUGGAUGGCUCCAGAAGCUAUUUUUGACAAAAUUUACACCACACAGAGUGACGUGUGGUCUUUUGGAGUGCUGCUGUGGGAAAUAUUUUCUCUAGGUGCCUCUCCGUACCCUGGAGUGCAGAUAGAUGAGGAUUUCUGCCGGCGGCUCAAGGAAGGGACUCGGAUGAGAUCUCCAGAGUAUUCCACUCCUGAAGUCUACCAGACAAUGCUGGAUUGCUGGCAUGGAGUCCCCACGGAGAGGCCAACUUUCACCGAGCUUGUGGAGCGCCUGGGGGAUCUUCUUCAGGCCAACGUGCAGCAGGAUGGCAAAGACUAUAUUCCACUGAACAUCACCUUGUGUCCAGACGGAGAAUCCAACUGCAAAACCUGCCCUGUGGAAGAAAACCUGAACAACGGAGUGAAUCGCUGGAGUGCAGUGGAAACUGGCAACAACAGCAAGAAGAGACCCCUGAGUGUGAAGACAUUUGAUGAGGUGCCGGUGGAAAAGGAGAAAGUGAUGCAUGAGGAGUCAGACAGUGGGAUGGUGCUGACGUCGGAUGAGAUUAAAAGCCCCAAGAGGUUGGAAAUCCGUUCCUGGCCCUAUGGGAUCAUGGCUCUGGCGCGGAGAGCUGUGAGCAGGAGCAAGGAAUCCAUCCUAUCUGACCACGAGACAGUCAAGUACCAGCCAGCAAUGCAGGUGGAAGAGGACACCAUGGACUUCCCCCUGGAAGACUCUGUCCUGCUCCCUAUGGAUCCCAACCUGGAAUGCCACAGCCCUCCUCCGGAUUACAACUCCGUCAUCCACUACUCGGCCCCCCCAGUGUAACCAGUGCCCCCAGCACAGGUUGCACCUCAGCCUUGCCAGGUUCUCCUGUGCCUCCGGGGAGCCUGGGUAAAACAGAAGGGAAUUCUGCCAGGAUAAUGCUUCACUUGUUUCUUCUGGCACAUCUCGGAUGUGAUUAGAAACAAUUUAAGGGCAUCUUCUCUCUUCUCUUUAAAGGCCUAUUGCAAGAUCUGCAGUGAAUUAAUGACAUUCUGUCUGUCAGAGUCACAGUAGGAGCUGUAACCCUGAACUGCUGCCACUCCUUGCCCCUGGCUGGGGCUGCUCAUUGGCACUGGCAGAUCCACAGGUUCCUGCAUUCGCACUUCACUCCAUCAGGGUCAUGCCAAGCUGGUUGGGAACACAAGAUUCAAGCUCCUGGCCCUGCACACAUCCUGCAGGGACUGGUUAGGAUAUUUUGAAAUCCAAGAUAUUUUGGUUGCAAUUUGGAUUUAAUAAUUUCCACUGCCCAGAGGAUACACUCCUAAAGAUGGUAUGGCCCAAAGCAAGCUGGGAGUACCUGUGUGCCUGCUCUGUUGGGCCAGCAGGACACACAGUGUGGUUAAAUCUGAUCCCCUGGGCUUCCCCCUUGUUCAAACAGCAGUUUAUUCAGCAGACAUGCAAUAGGGAACCUUGCUGGAGAUGCAUCUGUGAUGGUUGCAAGACAAAAUCACUGCCUUAAAUAAGAACCUUCUUAACUCAAACAGAAUUUCCCGGCUGACAUGCACACGUUUGCUUAAAUGUGCAGAAAACUCAUUACCAGCAUGAGAGUUACACAAAAACUCACACACACCCUUGAGGCACCAGCAAGGCAGCAGCAUUUUUAUGUUUCCUUUCUGCACACAGGCUAUUUACUAAAGCAACACACAAAAAAAGCAUUUCCUCUGGAUUCUGUGGUGGGUGCCCAAGGGUUUGACCCUGGCGAUACUGGCCCGUGCUAAGCAAGCCCAUGUGACAUGCAUUUAUCUCUGACUGUCUUGCCAAGGUACAUACUGCUAUCACAUUCAAAUCCCUUCCUGGGGUCAGGGUAAUUCAAAGCUUUUGUUGCAGCAGGACUGAAAGGAUCACAAAUUCUCACAUGUGAGAGAUUCAUGGGAAAGCUCUCCAGGCUGCAAGUAGAAAAAGCCAGGACGAGCAAGAUGUUCAUUGGCAGCGAGGGCUGUAACCUCCUGAGUUACAAACUGACCUAUAAGUGGCUCCCUGUGCAGUUUCCUCCAAGCUCUGCACAGCCCUUCCCUUUCCUUCCUUGAUUUGACUUCUUCAGCGGAAAAAGAAUUUUUCUUCAUGAUUCAGACUAGAGGGGGAUGAAAUCCAACCCUUGCAAAAUGAUGAUGUUACCUUGGCAAAGACAGCUGCACACCCUCGCAGCAGCGAAGGAAGCUUUUCUGGAUGAGUGCUUGCAGUGGGCUACGCUGGAGGAAUCACAAACAAGCCUCAGGUAUUAUCAAAGGGGAAAACAAAUCUCCAAACCCCACACCACGUUAACUGUGAAUGCUCAAGCAUCUGAAGGAUGGGUUCUGGGGAACUGCACUGCUCCUUCUCCUUGACUUCAAAGUCACUUAUUAAUCACCUGCAGUCCCUCCAGAGCCCCCUGCUCAUAGUGCACCUGUAGAUAGGUGUGGGCUGUAGUUGCUUUAUGGUCAUUUUGCACUGCUUUGUAUUUUAGUACCUAUGUAUUAAGUAGAGCUGGUCAUAGAAGAGAAGAAACUACUGGGAAAGAAUUCUGAUGAGCCCCAGAAAGCUCAUUGGAUCAGUUUUUCAUCAAACACUUAUUAGUUACCUAUAGUUCUGAUCAAGUAAUCAAUCAGUUCUUGUGGAAAUAAAUUAUUGAUGAGGCAAAGGAAAAGCAGGUGCAGACAGUGUGUGUGGCUCUGCUGUCGAUGGCAUCAGCUGGCUACUCAGUUGGCCUCAGUUUGUUACUGCACCUUGAGCUGGAGGGUGAGAAAAGGGCGCUGAAAAACCUUCACUUAUGAACUUGGAAAUGUAGGAACAAAACCUGCACGUGUGCUCUGUGCUUUGUGGAAGAAUGGGGAACUCUGCUGGGUGAGCUGAGCACAUGGCCUCCCCCUCUCUGAAGGAUGAGCUGCAGGGGUUUCUCCGAGGAGCGCGUUUGGGGAGCAGAGCCCAGCGGACUGUGGGGAGCCAGGGCCCUUCUGGCUCUCAGUAACAAACAUCAGCCUUUCUGUGCCACCUGAGGUGGUGAAACAGGGCACAGGCUCGAGAUGUUUAAACCCCUGGUUGCACUGACAGCCCCCAAAUCUGAGGGCUCCUCUGCAGUGGCAGAAUCGAGAAUGUCCUGAGCAGAUCCGAGUGUCCAGCGAUGGAAGGGACUGACUGAUGUUUGGGCAGCUGUUUCCAAUGUUUAUUUUGAGUGGAAGAUAUUUUCCUCCUUAUAGUAAAUGUAACAAGCAAAAGUAUUGCCUGAAAAGUAUUAUUGAACAUAUUUUCUAUUUUAUUUACUAAUAUUUUGUUUGUCCUUCUCUCGCCUCCCUUAAUUUAAUUAUUGUUCUCUUCUUCCAACGAUGUAUAUAGUGUACCCCCUAGCAACAAAUAUAGUGAUUCAUUUAUAUGGUCAAAUUUGUAACAUUUUAGUCUAAAGAGAAAGAGAUACCCACAUGUAACAGAGUUAAGUAUUGUACUAAACAUUUCACUAAUGCUUGCAGGCCAGGCUCCAGUUUACAGUGCCCCACUAGUGCCACGGCACAGCAGCUCUCUUGGCUGUGUCUCUCUGCCUCUCAAUUACUCUCCUCGUUAUUUAGUUUCAGUUAGGAAACAGGAAUCUGGAAGAAUUUGGCAGGUUUAUCUCGUUCCUGGAAGUGUCACCAUGUGCAGCUCAUGUUAAAGGUGAGGGAUUUCCACUGCCUGGGUUUUAAUUGGAGGCUGGUGGAUUGGCUAGAGGAUCAGAAGGGGUAAACUGUUUAAAUGAUGUGAUGUUUAUUAUUUUUUCAGACGUCUCAGGGAUUCUUACUCAACUCCUGUCUGCCAGCUGCUUUCUCUAACCUGAGCUCAGUGGGAUCUGUAUUAACAUGAACCUUCGUUUCCUUUGUUUGGUGCUCCCUCCUACUGGUUUUGUGCUCUUGGAAGCCCAGAGAAUCGGGGCAGAGGAGCUCAGAGCUCUCCAUGGAAUUGUGUUGCCUCCUCUCCAUCACCUCCCACUUAGGUGUCCAAGUGCCUUCACCUGCAUGUCCAGGCUGGUGUUUGUAACAAUCUCCUGUCUCCUAUUUUCUCUGCUUUUCAUCUGUUUCUUGAUAUUUGCCCUCCCAGGCCCUUUGGAUUGCUUUGCUCUGCCUUUUCCUUAAGAUCAGGUGUAGGAUGGUUUGACUGCUGUUUAACCUGUGCUUGCAGGGGCUGAACUAGAUAACCUAAAGCGUUUUUCACAUUCAGUACUCACUAUAUAGCCAUGGAAAACUAGUUUAUAUUAGUUUGUCUGGAAGUCUCUUUGUGUCCUUCCCUGAACAGGAGAAGCUUUUUAAUCUACUGAUUUUUCAAUAUUGGUGUCUGGAGCAAAAUGAAGGCUGGUGACUGUGUGAAUCUGAUCUUUCCCAGCGUCCCUUCCUCAAACAAUGAGGUUUCUGCAAGGUUCUCCCAAGUUAUCCUCACAAGAAGGGGGUUCCAGGCAGGAUGCUGAGCCCACAGUAUCCUCUUGGGAUAUCAAGGAAUUCAGAUAAAACUCAAAGUCUGAGUAACGGUGUUAAACAAACCCCUGACUGCUGCAGGUGAACACAUUUAGGGCUCCUGCAGACCCCAGCUGCUCUGCUUGACAUCCACUGACACAAACCCUCUCUCCAGUCACCUGCUUGGCAAAUGCCCAGGAUAGCCCAGAGUAUCCAGGUGUUUCUCUCAUUGGAUUUGCUCUCCUGUACACUGCAGGUGUACUGGAACUGGCCAGGCAACCACUUGUGAUUUAUCUCCUCACUGAUCCUUCACAUCCUGUCUCACUUUGCAGAUUCCAUCUGGCCUCUCCCAGCUCUGGGGAUGUGGGCUGGGCUCCAGGAUCCCUAAAUCCCACCAGCACCAACUGGGCACACCAGGAGCUGUUUGCAAGCAAAUAGCUACAGGGCAAGAUAAGCGUUAUCAGGUUUCCCUGAAUGCAGGAGUUGCUCAGGAUCAGUAUCAUACUCACAGAUCAGCCUGGAGUUUUUUCUUAUCAUACAGUAAAUAAAAACCACAAAAGGCAGCAAUAAUUCUUUUCUCCUUCCCUGAAAAUGCAAUGGCCAAAUGCUGGGAUCCAUUUUCCUGGGUUUUUGCUACAUCACAAAAGAACAGAAAGAAUUUUGCCAAAGUCAUGGCACCAGCACCAUCUUGCACAAGUAAAAUUCAGGGAGGAGUUUGGGAUUUGACCCUCUCAGGAGUCAGGCAGUGUACAGGGGACUGUGGAAGUGUUGUGCCCAAGCACUGGGUGGUUUGUUUGACAUUGUUAUUUCCAUAUUUUGUGAAUAUAGAAUGGGAAGCUUGGCCUGAGUCAGUUGGGACCACAAGGGUUACAGGGAGACCAGUGUGGGAUGCACUGAGCAGCAUCCUGUUCUCCUGGUAGUACUCAAUUCAUUUUUCCUUAGACCUUGAGUUGUCAAAGCAGCCACUGAAAACUGGGAAAAAACCAGUAACUUGGGACCUACAGAAAUAAACUAAGGAAAACUGGGAAAAGCCAGGAACUUGGGACUUACAGAAAUAAACCAAGAGCCAUGUUCAAACCACCAAGGAAUGUUUGUCUGCCAUGUUCCUGUCUGUCUGAAGAAUGUAUGCACUGAAAACAAUGCUUUCUUAUGUAGUCAAAAAUUGUACUGUAUCUAUUAACCAAAAAAAUAAAAAGAUUCUAUAUUUAUACA